AUGAAAAUCCUACUGACUUAUUGCUUGCUGUGUUUCAUUCUGUCACAUGGACAUAGUAAGACGGCCAAGAAAGAGAAAUUGCCUGCUACAAUUCAGAAUUUCAAUUUCACCAAACGCCCGCUCAAUCUCUACAUUCCAGCAAACGGAGUUCAUGUCAAGGUGGAGGAGAAAGAGGGAAAUGGAGCAAAGUAAGUGUUGUUUUGUAAGGUUCCAAGUAAAGACAUAACUAUAAUUCGAAGUGUAUACAGAUAUUUGAUUUCGGCAUUAUAUAUGUAUGUAUAUAACUACAAAUCUUUAGAUAUUUCUUCGCUGAGCCGCCAUUUCUAAUCAAACGUCGUGGAAAUAUCCUUCUGCUCCACGAUUUGAUGGACAACAGCUUCUUCACUGGCCGCCCAAGUAUUAUUCAACAAAUCGCGGCCUCAGGGCAUUGCUGUUACUUUGUCACUUACAGUGAUUACAGUAAAAUCUCCCCGAGCUUCAACAAGACCAACGCCGUUUUACUACUACAAUCUCCCCAUCCCACUCAUAAAUCUGUCGUCGAGAACGUUGUUGACGAAACUCGGCCCGAUGGGAUAAUGGCUGUAAGGCCUGAGUUUCCCGUAAACUUGGACAUACCAACUGUCAUCCUCGACGAAAAGAAUACCGGCUACAUCAACGAAAAUCCCAAGUACCAAGAAAUUGUGAAACCCUCCCUCAACAAUACAGUAAUCAUGCAAGUCUUGGCCAACUUCCUGGAUUUUGUUCAUCCGCGAUGA
Molecule: messenger RNA, 755 nt
Organism: Bursaphelenchus xylophilus (pine wood nematode)
Lineage: Eukaryota; Metazoa; Nematoda; Chromadorea; Rhabditida; Aphelenchoididae
Source: the annotation of a GenBank genome assembly